CAAUGAUAAUGAUCGGGGGAAAAUUGUCUGUUUCUUCGAGCGUGAACGCUUUCGUUUUCGUAGGACUGAGAGUCACGUCAGCGGCGGCUCCGGGCUUCGCACCCCCGAUGCGGACCGACGCCGUUCAACGUCCUAUUAGUUCAGUCGCUACUUGGACACCACCCACUGUCCACGCCAGCGGACAAUGCGAAAAACGCGCAUUCCGCACCAGUGAUCAUCAUGCAUAUCAAGUUCAUCUGCAUAUCUCUCGUAACUUUUGCCUUGCUCCACGAUGUUAAUGGGAAAAAGACGAAGAAAAAGCGCAUUAGCCUCGAAGCCACCGAAUCUACCCCUCAGCCGAAUGUAGUGACAUACUCAACUUUUGGAUUUAAAGAUGUUGGACCUUACGACGGAUUCGUACCGAGUUCACCCGACUAUGCGAGCUACCUGACGAGCAAUAGUCGGGACUCUUCCACACGGUUAUAUGCUCCAGCUUUUCCAUCAUCCAUAGAUUCCACGGGAUUGGGCAGUUAUUACGAUCCUCAGCCGGAUGCAGCUUCGCAUACUGUUACUAGUGAUGGCUAUGAAACGCAUGUGAAAUCAUACCAACCGGUAUCGAUGAACUUUUUUACAUCCCCAAACUACGAUACAAGUGGUGAUCAAAGUAAGAAUACUGGUACAAAAGAAAUAUAUGAGCUAAACAAUUAUAACUCUCCAACUUAUGGAACUAAAAUUAGUUCUAAAAGUAAAAAUAAAAACUUUAGUAAUGCAAAUCACACGGACUAUAACAUUUAUAAUAGUGUUUCUUCAGUCAUCAAUGGGAAUACUGCUAUUGGGGAUAACGUGAGUAACAAUAACAACUAUCCUAUUGUUCCAUCUGGGCAAUCUGAAGAUGAAAAAGUGGUAAAAAUAUCAUCAUCUUUGGAUUCCUCACCGCAAAAAUUUCCGAGAGUAGUUGAUUUCACCGGUGUAAAAAAUUAUUAUCCAACAAGCGUAGAUUCUAAGUUUAUAGAAUCCAUACAUAAACCAUUUAACUUAGAUAUAUUUGGCAACGGAGCUGGUAAUGAAAACCCAUACGAAAAUAAUAAAUAUAAUUGGAAAGAUAAGGAAGAGCAAUCAAAUAACAAUAAGUGGAAUUUGAAGGAUGAAAAAAGUAACUAUAUGAAAUCAGUUGAAAAAACGAUAUCACAAGUAAAUUCUUUUAAGAAUGAAGAUAUUUCUGAAAAUUACCCCAUAACAAUUAACAAUUUUAAGAAGAAUAAGUUAAAAAAUGAUUAUAAAGAUAAUAUUAAAAACAAGCAAGUGAAUUUUGGCCUAGAAAAUAAUUCAAUUAAUAAACACGGUAAUCCAUUGAAAGGAUAUGAGUAUUCAACGAAUUAUAGUAACACUAGUUUUAAGUUUGAAACUGGAUUACCAAAAAGACCUUUUGACAGUAGCAUAGAUGAAAUAGUCCCAGCCGGCAGUAAUCUAGAUUUCGUUGAUUACCAAUUCCCGGAUAAAGAAUCACCUUUCAAAACAUCAAACAUAAAAUCUCCAUAUAAUUUCGAUACUGACAACGCAUUUUCUAUCCCAAAGAACAAAUACAAACUAUCAGAAGACUACUUGAAUUCUUUUAAACAUUCAUUCACAACGCCUUCUUCGUCCUCUAACUGGGGAAACGUAUUUAAGGACAGCGAGUUUUCUUCAUAUAAAAGCCAUCCUAAAAAACCCUCUUUUAACGACGAAAGUAACGACGAAAUCGUACAUAUUCCUAAGCGACCAACGAAUUUCGACUUUGAAAAGUAUUUUGAUGAUAAACCAAGUGAUUUGAGUUUCACUGAUAGCUACAAAUCAUAUAAACCUGUAAGAAGUAGGGAUCAAUAUGAUUGGCCGACGAAAGAUUCAAGCAACAGAUAUAAAUCGGAAGAAGAUUUACUUGGCCUAAGAAAUCACGAUACAUCGCAUCCUUCUUAUGUGCCGUCCUUUAAGCCGAACUAUAAAUAUUUUGAUGAAGAUGUCGAAUAUAAAAAGCUUGCAGCAAAGUGGAAACAGAAUUUCCUGAAGGCAAAGCUUAGAGAUUCCCUUCGUGAAUAUGACUCAUAUGCAUCAGAACCAAAACCAGUUCACGUUCCGUUUCCGAAGCCGUACCCGAUAGAAGUUCCACAUCCGGUAGUAGUACCGGUGCCGCAGCCGUAUCCGGUUAAAGUUCCGAUUCCCAAACCAGUCGCCGUGCCGGUUAUUCGAGAACUAACCGUGCCGGUCGAGAAGCCUAUGCCGUACCCGGUCUUCAAAAAGGUCCCUUAUCCUAUAGAGAAGCUAGUUCCGGUACCUGUUAUAAAACAGGUUCCCGUGCCUGUAGUCAAACCGUAUCCUGUACAUAUUCCUCAAAUCAGACCUGUGUUCCACCAUACGAAAUCUCACGAUGACCGGGAGAUAGAUCCCUAUGAAGAGGAGUACGUUCCACGACCUGAUGCCAAGCGGCCAAGCAAUAAACGACCUAAGAAUUCCCGCAAUAGACAGCGUCCAUCGUCCAGUUCCAAAAGACCAUCGCGCGCUCCAUAUAAUCAAGAUCGCAGUAGAAGGAGAAUUCCUAACCGAAGACCGACCAGUUAUCCUGAACAAAGGCAGAGAAGACCAUACCCUUCAGAAUCUCAUUCUCCUCAGAGAUACAGGGACGAUUUUGAUGAAUAUGACAGUGAUAGUGAUUUUGAACGUUAUUGCAGAAGAACUGGCAAAUGUUAGUAUCUAAUAGUCAAUAAUUAUGAGUGACAAAGAAACUUUAUCUUAGUGUAUCAAUAAAAUAUGAAGAGAGAAGCAGAAACAUUCGUCAACGUCGAGCUAAAACCACUGAAGCAAGAAAUAUUAAAUCAUUGUAGCUUAGCUUUAAUAAUUUAUAAUAGAGAUUUGGAAAGUUAAGAGUGGUAACUUCUUCAACCAGGAAAUUAUUUAAGACAAAACAAAUCAUAUUUAGAAAUUUAGUCAGAGUAAUUAAUUAAAUAUUGUUUUUUAUUGACGUGUUUAGGGUUAAUUCUCGCAAAGAAGUGAUUACAUUAAUUUUUGUAUAAUUUUAUUAACAUGCAUGCAUUUCUAAUAAAUCGUAAUAUUAGUGUAAAUAAAAUAAGUUCACUAUUAGUUUUUAUUUUACAAGUGUUCUUUACAUUGAAUUGUUUAGUAGACUGAUAUA
Molecule: messenger RNA, 3142 nt
Organism: Maniola jurtina (meadow brown)
Lineage: Eukaryota; Metazoa; Arthropoda; Insecta; Lepidoptera; Nymphalidae
Exons: 4
Coding region: 220-2700 (826 amino acids)
Source: RefSeq, a predicted model, not a curated record